Marmota monax (woodchuck) is the source of this 3916-nucleotide messenger RNA. RefSeq names its product tubulin polyglutamylase complex subunit 2 (gene Tpgs2). The transcript has 7 exons. Gene Ontology annotation, biological process: protein polyglutamylation. The coding region runs from base 106 to 1092 and encodes 328 amino acids. NCBI's taxonomy places the organism in Eukaryota, Metazoa, Chordata, Mammalia, Rodentia, Sciuridae. The record is from RefSeq and is a predicted model, not a curated record.
GCGCCGGGAGGAACUACUGUGGCCCGACCAGUUCGGGCCGCCCAUCUCCUCUCCGCCGCGCCCUCAGGCGCCGAGAACUACAGCUCCCGGCAUGCCGUGAACUGCAUGGCCGAGGCGCCGAGGCGGGGUCCGGCCCUCCUUCGGCCCGCCCCGCUUUCCUCACCGGCCUCAGGCGCUGUCUCCGCCGCGCGCGGAGCCGGGACGCGAGCCAUGGAGGAGGCGUCGCCCUCGCAGCUGAGUUGCAGCAAGCCGCACCUGGAGAAGUUGACACUGGGCAUCACCCGCAUCCUAGAAUCUUCCCCAGGUGUGACAGAAGUGACCAUCUUAGAAAAGGCACCUGCUGAACGUCAUAUGAUUUCUUCAUGGGAACAAAAAAAUAACUGUGUGAUGCCUGAGGAUCUAAAGAACUUUUACCUAAUGACCAAUGGCUUCCAUAUGACAUGGAGUGUGAAACUGGAUGAGCACAUCAUUCCAUUGGGCAGCAUGACAAUUAACAGCAUCUCAAAACUGACUCAGCUCAACCAGUCUUCCAUGUAUUCACUUCCUAAUGCACCAACUCUGGCAGACCUGGAGGAUGAUACAUACGAAGCAAGUGAGGACCAGCCAGAGAAACCUCACUUUGACUCUCGCAAUGUGAUAUUUGAGCUGGAUUCAUGCAGUGGGAAUGGGAAGGUUUGCCUUGUUUACAAAAGUGGGAAGCCAGCAUCAGCCCAAGACACUGAGAUCUGGUUUCUGGACAGAGCAUUAUACUGGCAUUUUCUCACAGAUACCUUUACUGCCUAUUAUCGCCUGCUUAUCACCCACCUGGGCCUGCCCCAGUGGCAGUAUGCCUUCACGAGUUAUGGUAUUAGCCCACAAGCCAAGCAAUGGUUCAGCAUGUAUAAACCUAUCACCUACAACACAGAUCUGCUCACGGAAGAGACCGACUCCUUUGUGAACAAGUUGGAUCCUAGCAAAGUGUUUAAGAGCAAGAACAAGCCCUUAAUUCCAAAAAAGAAAGCGGCUGUGCAGCCUGCAGGUGGCCAGAAAGGGCCCUCGGGUCCUACUACCUCUAAACCCUCCUCUGGACCUGGAAACCCUGUCCGGAAGUGAGCACCCCCACUAUCGGCUCUCCACCAGCCCCACAGCAGUGAUUUCCAUGCACUCAUGGCCCCAACCUCAGAUUUUGCAUGUAACUAUAGGCAUCUUCCCAAGUAACCAAAAUUUCAGCCAUUUUAUCCACCCCCUGCCCUCCAACAUUAGCCAGGGGUUGGAAGGGCAUCCUGAGUUUUUAUCCCCAAGAGUUCUUCACAGUGGGUUUUUCGAGUUCCUGCCUCCAAAAGCUGUGAAUUUAAGUUCUUUAAGGGACCAGAGAGGUCUACUGAGCUUUCCUUUCUAUCAGUACCCAACCCUCAAUCUCUUAGCUAGAAAAGUCCUCCAAAAAACCCCUGGUUUUGACCCUUGAAGCAUUAGAACUGCACUGUUCAAACAGUAGCAACUAGUCACAUGUGGCAUAAAAACUUAAAUUAUAUGAAAAAUUCAUAACCUCAGUAGCAUUAGUCACAUUUCAAGUAUUCACAUGGCUACUAGACUAAAUAUUGGACAGUAGAAAGAUAUGGAACAUAUUCUUUGCAGAAAGUUGUUUUAUAUAUAAUUGUUUUAAGUUGUCAGUGGAUCUUUAUUUAUUUAUAUGUGGUGCCGAGGAUCGAACCUAGGGCCUCACACAUGCCAGGCAAGUGCUCUACCACUGAGCCACAACUCCAGCCCUGCAGAAAGUUGUUUUGGACAGCACUACAGUAGAAUAUUUUCAUACUCAGAUUAGUUAAUUUCUUUUGUUGAUGAUACCCAAACUUAAUGGGUUGCAGUGUUUCAUAAAAACUUUAGAAGAUUCAAUUGUAUGUUCUUAAUGAAUACAUUUCACUCUGUUCAUUUUCCUUUAGUUUCUUAAAGUUUGCUUUCUAUUUUGUGAUGUUUACACAUUUGCCAAAAAUUUGAGAUGUAUUUCUGUACUUUAGUCUAACCCUUUAAAAGUAAAAACACCCAGGCAUCAUGUUGGAAAACUCUUCAUAGAGUUUUAAUGAAACUUGUUAAUAUUAACAGCAGCUUUCUACCUGCUGUGACUUGUCUAGUCCCACCCUGGUUUGUCAUUGGCCAUACUUAGGAUGGGAAAGCCUUUAUAAUAUGAUGGAAUUCCAAGAUUCCUUUGCAAGUUUCCUGUAAUUCAGAAAUCAUUUUCCCCAUAGACACGUAGGGGUAUUAGACCUCUAGCCAGCCCACAUGUGCCUAAUAUUUGACACAAGAUAAACCUGAAUUUACCUACUAUGUACAUCUAAUGGAAUUUCUACAGAGUUGUUCAGGCUUUCAAUUCUAAUGUAUGAAAUAUGAUAUGUGAAGAGCUUUAUAAUGUUUUGAACAACCAAUAAAAAAAAAUUAAAAAAAAAAAAAAAAAAGGAAAAAGAAAAAGAAAAAAAAAAAAAAAAAGAAUGUUUUCUAACUUUGCAGCCCUGACAGUGUGCACAAGCAAACCUUCACUCCACUUCUCAGCAGGGAAAUCCUAUCACCCACCCAGCCUCAGGAUCCUUGAGUGACUGUAGUUUUUUCCCUGAAAUUCCAAAGGUUGGAAAAUGUCAUUGCUGAAUAGUGAGAGGCAGGACCUUCUACAUCUGUACACUUCAGUCCUGACUGGCUCACUCAUUCUUUCCUGACUUUUCUUCCAUGAUUGCCUAGACUCUCUUCUUUGCAGACCUCAAUCUGCUAAUCAGUCCAGGGCUUUGCUCUUCCAUGGCCCACCAGGGAGCUUAAAGAAGUCCCCACAAUUGCUCACCUGCACUUCUGACACCACUUUGAGUAUUUAUGAAGUUUUAAAUUUUUGUUUUGAUUGCUGAUUAUAGUGAUAGAUAUGAAAAAGAGGCUUUCAAUCCCCCUCCAUCUACUACUUCACACAGCCCCUGAGGAAAACAAGGUAAAGAGUUGGCCUUCAAGGAUCAUGGGUGCUUCACCACUGUUGUAAUGGUUCUAAGUCUUGAAAUACUAGUGUUCAAAAGUCUUUGGGAGAGCUAGAGACAUGACUCAGUGGUAGAGCACUUUCACAGCAUGCACAAGGCCCUAGGCUCCAUCCCCAACACCGCCCCCCCAAAAGAAAAUACACAUUAACAGCAUAUUCAGUUGCUUUAAAUAUGCCAGCAUGACAGCUAUUCUGGCUAACUUCUAAUGGAAAAUGUUUAAAAUAACAGCACCUCUGGCCUUUGCAGUUCCAUAGCUAACCAUUUAUAUAAUUCAGCGUGGACAUUCAAAUGUUUUUGUGUUUUUUUAACAAGUACAUGACAUGCCUGUGUCAAAUUUUCCCUAAUUUAAGUGUUUUACCCCUUUUAAAUUAAUUGUUUAGGUUAUUACAUUUUGAGCAUUUAUAAAUGUGCAGCAAUUCAAGGGAGGUCCAAUUGCACCAGUCCAGCAUUUGACUGCUUCUUCAAGACAAGGUUAGAAAGAAAAUGAGAAGGCAUGUCAUUCUUCAUUGCCACAGAUGUCCUUCCUAUAGUACCCAAGGAGCCCAUUGGAGGACCAGUUCAGUUUUGGUCCAGUUCUAGAUUCCAUAAGUGAAACAACAGAAGAACCAGGAGAGCAAUAGUGCCCUUCAAACCAGUGGCAAUCAAUGGGAGUCUUCCAAAGACUGUAGAAGGAAGGCAGUUAGGAUAAAGAAAAGCUCAAGACCUGCCUCAGAAGGAAGAGUGAUGAAAAAGCAGAGCUGGUUACAUCAUAUGCAGGACUCAGUACAAAAUGAAGAUGUGAACCUCUUGUUCAAAAAUCAGAAAAAACUACCAUUAAAGGCCCUAAAAUGUGCUUUUCCUUUCUUCCAUGGUUUCCUACAACUUGUUAUGGUGAUGUUUUCUGUUUGCUCCUUAAUACUGUUAUAAGGAAAAUUAAAAUUUUUAAAUUAGUA